CUCGCGUCCCCGCGCCAUUCCCCGAGCCGCCGGCCCCCGCGCGCCCCGGCCAUGGAGGGCCUGGUCAUCCGUCCGGCCAAGGGCUACCGGGUGGUGCUGCUGGGCAGCGUGUCGGUGGGCAAGACGGCGCUGGCCACGCAGUUCGCGUGCGGCUCCUUCCCGGAGACGUGCGAGCCGUCGGUGGAGGACCUGUUCAGCAAGGUGAUCGAGGUGAACGCGGCGCCCGCGCUGCUGGAGAUCGUGGACACCGUGGGCGCCGAGCACCUGGUCACGCUCAAGGACCUGUACAUCCGCAACAGCGACGGCUUCGUGGUGCUGUACAGCGUCAGCAGCGAGGCCUCCUUCGAGGCGGUGCGGCCGCUGCGCCGGCGCAUGGGGCAGCUGCGGGGCGCGCGCGCCGUGCCGCUCGUGCUCGUGGGCACCAAGGCCGACCUGGCCGCCGAGCGCCAGGUGCCCACGGCGCAGGGCCGCGCGCUCGCCCGCCAGUGGCGCUGCCCGUUCCUCGAGGUCACGGCCAAGAGCAAGCUGAUGGUGGACCGCGUGUUCACGCAGGUGGUGCGCGAGAUGGAGGCCCUGGCCCCGCGCGCCGCCCCGCCGCGCCCGCCCGCCCGCGCCCCGCGGACCUGGCUGCCCGAGCGCUACAUCGGCUAGGGCGGAGG
This is a messenger RNA of Perognathus longimembris pacificus (Pacific pocket mouse), 659 nucleotides long. Its product is annotated as ras-related protein Rap-2c-like. Gene Ontology annotation, molecular function: GTP binding; GDP binding; GTPase activity. The record is from RefSeq and is a predicted model, not a curated record. Gene Ontology annotation, cellular component: plasma membrane. Lineage: Eukaryota; Metazoa; Chordata; Mammalia; Rodentia; Heteromyidae. Gene Ontology annotation, biological process: Rap protein signal transduction; negative regulation of cell migration. Bases 52 to 651 code for a protein of 199 amino acids. The transcript has a single exon.